CGUGUACUCGUUGUGUGUCAUUGUUAUUUUUAUCUCGAUUUUUGGGGGAAACUGUCACGUGUUCCGUGUAAAUUGGCGGCUUUUCCACGAGCUCUGCGAGCUGCAUUUUAGACAACAAGCUAACAUUAGCUGCAAAUGUUAGCUGCUGUGUUGAGAGUGUCACAGCAAAGUCAGCUUCAGAGCUGAGUUAAUUAGUGCAGUUAUUCCAGUUUAUCCUCCUAAGUCAUGGAUUUACGUGACGUUGGCCGUCACAGUGAACGUGUUUUCAUAACGUGUAGUGAAAUAUAGUCACGCUGGUUCUGUCUGCGCGUGUUUUCUUUUAGUUUUCUAUUCUAAGGCCACAAGGAGGCGCACAAGACACGGAGAAACAACCUGCUCCCAUAGCCUUCUCCCCAGUGAUGGCUGCCUCGGGGAAGCUGGCGUCCUUCCGCCUGCCUCCCCUGCCGACUGUAGGUGAGCUCAUAAAGCUGUACAACCUGCGAGCAGAGAAACAGCUGUCCCAGAACUUUCUGCUGGACCUGAGGCUCACAGACAAAAUAGUGCGCCAGGCGGGCAGCUUGAGAGAUGCCCACGUGUGUGAGGUGGGUCCGGGUCCCGGGGGCCUCACCCGCUCCAUCCUCAAUGCUGGGGCCGCAGACCUGCUUGUGGUGGAGAAAGACACACGCUUCAUCCCCGGACUGAAGCUGUUGUCUGAGGCAGCACCGGGCAGGCUGAGGAUCGUCCACGGUGACAUACUCACCUACAGACUGGAUCGAGGAUUCCCAACAAAUAUCUCUAAGCCAUGGGAGGGAGACCCUCCAAACCUUCACAUCAUAGGAAAUCUCCCAUUCAGCGUCUCCACCCCCCUGAUCAUCAAGUGGCUGGAAAACGUAGCGAACAGAACGGGGCCCUUCACGUUUGGACGCACCCGACUCACGCUCACUUUCCAGAAAGAGGUGGCAGAGAGGUUGACGGCCAGCACAGGCAGCAAACAGAGGAGUCGUCUUUCCAUCAUGGCUCAGUAUCUCUGCACUGUCCACAACUGCUUCACCAUCCCCGGACGGGCCUUCGUCCCCAAACCAGAGGUUGACGUGGGAGUAGUUCACUUCACCCCCUUGGUUCAGCCCCAGAUCCAGCAGCCCUUUCAGCUGGUGGAGAAAGUCGUCAGGAACGUUUUCCAAUUCCGUAGGAAGCACUGCCAUAAAGGAGUCGAGAAGUUGUUCCCUGAGGCGUGUCGUGUUGAGCUGACACAGGAGAUGAUGCAGAAGGCAGACGUGGACCCCAUCCUGCGCCCCACAGAACUCACCAUACCCCAGUUCAGGGCGUUAGCGGAUGCCUACGCUCAUCUCUGCGAGCACGAGCCCGCUCUCCUCGCCUACGAGUUCAGAGAGGAGCUCAGACUGAAGCACGUUGCCAGAAAAAGCAACACAGCAUCAUCGCCUGCAUUUAUGGACGCACCGAGCGGCGUGGCAGAGAGUCCUCUGCAACCCCGCUGAAAAAAUAAAAAGCAUGGACACCAAGAGAAGGGGACUAAUAGCUUCUGUUAGCACAGGGAGACAACAGUCUGCUCUUAGCUUUGACAUUUCCACCUGGCAUAACCAUGCAUUUUUAAAGCAUUUCCCCCGCAUGCACACGGCAAUUUGGUAUACAGGAAAUACUGGGACUCACACACAGUAUCCACACAGGCUUUGGCUCAGCCCCAAAACCAUUUCCUGGGAUGCAACAGCUACCAGCAAGUCAUGUGUUUUGGGGAGGAUGAAGAAAGUGGGCUAGUUCGUUCCCACAGAAGCUUUUUAAGAGAAAGCAUCUCUUUAUGUCCCAGUUCUUACUUCUUAUCCAUCUCACAUAACACCUCAUCCUGUGGGACUGAAAGUAUCAUCAGAGUGUUUUCAGGGUGAUUUAGACGAGGAGAACAUGGCAGCUCCACAUUCAGGCCACUUUUAUUCCUUCCAGUGUGUAUUGCUUAGUCUCUGGGGAGACGGCGCUUAAAGGGACAAAGAGAGUGCUGUGAAUUUGUCAGCUCGAGAAAGACUCGUCAUACAAAAGGAAGAUGGCUGCAAUUAAAAUAUUUUUUUGUUCACAACACUUUGUUGCGUUCUGUGGGCUAAUAUUUGGGUAAGAUGUGUUUGUAGUAUAACUGGAAAAUGUGGCAAAAUAAUAAAAUCUCACAAGUGACUGUUGUUUAAUUUUAGCUCAGAAAACUAAAUGUAUAGCACCGUGUGCAGUUUUUCUCAGUGAAGGCAUUGUAGUUUUUAAUAUUCCUCUUUGAGCAGACUGUCACCAGCAGAACAUGGCAGCGCUGCUUCCUGCCAGUAUGGCAGAUGGUGUGCUAGGGCUGAGCUGCCAGAGUUAGAAUUCACUCAGUUCUGAUGAUAGGUGGGUGAUAAUCGACAGCCACAAUGAACAAUCCGCAUGUCGUGCAGGAGUGAUGUGAUGUGCGCCGUUCAGUCUGCUCAGUCACCCCAAAAUAAACUGCUCUUAUGAUAAGCUUUUAUUUUGGUAGAUGACGGCAUAUGGAGGAGGACUGAAGGGUGAGCAAUUGCAUCACGCAGAGGAGGAUAAUUAGCCACUAACGAGAUGCAAGGCUGUGGUCGUAGAGGCUUUUGUUUGGUUUGUCUGAUACCUUUGAGCAUUAGUGUACGCAUCAUAUCUCACAGUAAAUUAUACUCUGAAUAAUGUACAGAAGCGGCCAAUCGGGCGCUGUGUCCACCACAGCUGUGUGAAGACCGUCAUCCUGCAGCUACAGAAUCGAAAUAAAAGCCUGUUGCCUGGCAAGCUUUGCCGAAUCACCAGUGUCUGCCUGAGAAACUCAACUCAGUGUCCUGUGGAUUUCACCGCCUCUUAACAUUUGGGAGUGACAGACGAGGACAUUCUUCCCAUUUCUUCGUGGAAAAGGUCAAGAACCGAAUAAAAACUGCCAAUCAGCAGCAGCUGCGGGGCAAACUUGAAUGGAAUGCGUCGCGCUGAUGGUUUGUGGGGAGGAGGCAGACACAAUCAGUGCUUGGCAGAUCCAUUGCAGUCAUUAUCACUGGGACAGAAAUCACUGCGCUUUGCCUCUCUAGGGGAAGAAA
This is a messenger RNA of Oreochromis niloticus (Nile tilapia), 3050 nucleotides long. It is a transcript of the gene tfb1m, whose product is annotated as transcription factor B1, mitochondrial. NCBI's taxonomy places the organism in Eukaryota, Metazoa, Chordata, Actinopteri, Cichliformes, Cichlidae. Gene Ontology annotation, cellular component: mitochondrial matrix. The record is from RefSeq and is a predicted model, not a curated record. The coding region runs from base 399 to 1475 and encodes 358 amino acids. Gene Ontology annotation, molecular function: mitochondrial transcription factor activity; rRNA (adenine-N6,N6-)-dimethyltransferase activity. The transcript is spliced from 9 exons. Gene Ontology annotation, biological process: rRNA methylation; transcription initiation at mitochondrial promoter.